This is a messenger RNA of Mercenaria mercenaria, 5399 nucleotides long. Its product is annotated as iroquois-class homeodomain protein IRX-6-like. The coding region runs from base 434 to 1948 and encodes 504 amino acids. The transcript has 5 exons. Gene Ontology annotation, molecular function: RNA polymerase II cis-regulatory region sequence-specific DNA binding; DNA-binding transcription factor activity, RNA polymerase II-specific. Gene Ontology annotation, cellular component: nucleus. The record is from RefSeq and is a predicted model, not a curated record. NCBI's taxonomy places the organism in Eukaryota, Metazoa, Mollusca, Bivalvia, Venerida, Veneridae. Gene Ontology annotation, biological process: neuron differentiation; regulation of transcription by RNA polymerase II; cell development.
UAGUGAAACAUGGGCUAUAGCGUGAACAACGUUGUAAAAAUCAAAACGGGCGAUAUGUUAAUCUCUUCAGCACAAACAUGAAACUAUGAUAAGAUAUAUAGUUCAUACGGAUAGCUGGUAUAACCGAUAGAUAUAACCAUGUACUCUGAUCUGGUCAACUAUUGACAUCUCAACGCUCAUUUAAAAACAUCUAUGCCGUUUGAUUUAUUGCGUAUUUUAUUAUUUUGACGGAUAAACUUCUUUAUUACAUGGACAUUUUAUGACAAUUUAAUUGAAACGAUGAUUUAUUAAUGAACUAAAUAGUGCACGAAUAUUUCGAUCAAGUGACAACAACUUUGAAGGAAUUAACCUUGAAAAAUUUAUACUUAGUUAUCACAGAUUCGAACUUGAUCAUAUAUUCUGUUAUGAUCGGCGGAUUCCCGUGUGGCACCAUAUGUCAUUACAACCAGGGUUCAAUACGUCACCACCAUUGCCAAAUUCGCUUCUGAUGACAUCAACCCCUGUUCCUCCAGUGCCACCUCCGCCUCCUGCAGCGCCAUCUGGAUCACUGACUUCUCUUACAUCGUCUCUUAACACUUCUUGUUGCGAAAAUGGUCGGCCAAUAAUAACUGAUCCUCAUACUGGACAGAGUGUGUGCUCGUGCCAGUACGGUUCGGGGUUACUAAGCGCUUACAGCCGGGUUCCAGGAUUAGGAGAAAGCAUGUACACUUCACCACACUACCCAACACAAAGUUAUAUGCCGUUGAAUACAGAUUCAUCGGCCUUCUAUUCCCCUUUGAAUGCUGCUGCACACUACGACACCCUCAAGGACCCUUCAGCAGCUGAUGCAUGGCGGGGCAUUACACAACCCACCGCUUGCUACCCAUACGACCAGACUAUGGUCCCAUACCCUUACCCAAACACUUACGGCGGCAUGGAUCUGAAUGGAGCAGCCAGAAGAAAAAACGCAACACGAGAAACGACGAACACUUUAAAAGCCUGGCUAUAUGAACAUAGAAAAAACCCAUACCCAACAAAGGGUGAAAAAAUAAUGUUAGCAAUUAUAACAAAAAUGACUCUGACGCAAGUUUCAACAUGGUUUGCAAAUGCAAGAAGGCGGCUGAAGAAAGAGAACAAGAUGACGUGGUCGCCUAGAAACAGAUGCGGUGAAGAUGAUGAUGACGAUGAUGCGGAUAAAAAUGAUGACAGUGAUGAUGGAGAUAAAAAAGACAUGGACAAAACAAACAACGACUCAAAAGAUAAAGAUAUCGAAGACGGAAUCGAUACACAAAUGACACAAAAUAAGGACACAAAGACAUUAACUAGUAGCUUUAGCACACCAGAUGAUGACCGACUGGGAUUAGAAGCAAGCCUUUCGCUGACACCACCGCCGUUGAAACCACAGGCAACCCUUGUUCCAGAUUUAAACUUAGGUAGCGAUCUCAAGCGACUAGGUUCUCCGUGUUCAAACAGCAGUGAUUCCGGUCUCAGCGACAUUAAUGGAUCCAUGUCUACAAAUGGAUCGGCUUCCGAUCAAAGCGACCCAUUGCGCCCUAGAAUAUGGUCCCUUGCCCAUGUAGCAACGUCCACUGCAGGACUGGUACCUCCUCUAAUGGAACACAAAGAUCAGAAUGCCAACCUUACGCAACUAAAACCACCUAAUUCGAACCCUAUGUCGAUGUCAGCUCCAACCUACACCUCUACAGGAAAUACCAUGAGACCCUGGCUGGAGACAUCCUUCAAUGUUGGAUCUUCACUUUUCUCACCAAUGUCUGGAACCUACAACACACUAGGGACACAAAGGCCAAGAGAAUCACCGUCUAGCAUGGUGAACCAGAGCCUAAAUUCUUUGAAUGGCUUGUCAUCCCCGGGACUUUCACGACCUUACCCGAGUCUAUCUUCCCUAUACACACCAGUUCGAGAUCUUACAAAAAGAAACUUAGAUACGAUGUCGGAUCUACGUUCCUAGUUUUAAUAGUAAGUUACUAUAUUGCUAAAAUGUUACUAUCAUUUGCAUUUACAAAUGUACCUGUUUCAGUUAGAACCCUAGAAGAACACUCGAUGUUCAAGUGUGGAAAAAUAACAAUAAAUAUAAUAUUAUUUAUAAAACAAUUAAAGAUGGUAAAUAAAUAAAAUACACAAUUACUGUCAAGUGUGGCAAAUCAACAGUGUUGGUGAAAGCAGUGUGAACAGAACGUGUGCAUUUGAUAAAAACUUUGUUAAAACAAAUGUGCAUAACUUACAUAAAAUGCGUAGAAGAAAAGUGAAGAUGUUACGGAUGAAGAAGUCCUUUUAGGCUGUGUCUAAAAUGUAUCGGGCAACGCCAAGAAUGAGAAGAAGUUGUUGCGUUGAACUGUGUCCCUGAAAAAAAAGAUGUUACAUACGGGUGAUUUUUUGUUAUUAAAAUGUGUACAUGUUUUUGCACAAAUGCAUACAGACAUUUUGGGAAUUGUUAUUGUAUAAUGUUGUGGUGCUUAAUAAUAGAAUUCAGAGUCCUCGGAAAGUUCUAUUAUAUCUUAAUUAAUGUAGACUGUUUAAAAUGUCCUAAUAUAAAUCAUGCAAGUGGUUGAACCUUUGUUAUUCGCCGCUUUGUCAGUGUUCAAAAGAAAGAAAUGUGUUUUGCAAUAUUUUAUUUUACACUUCACUAAUGCAUAUAAAACAAAAUCAAUAUAAAUGCAUAACCCCUUAGUUGAUGAUUAAUAGAUAUUCGACAUUGAAAAGGAAAAUAUGAAUUUGCAUGAAAUAAUAAAGUGAGAAAAGUUUAUUUUAAAAUGACAGCAAAUUCAUCAUUUGUUUUGCCAACGUGAAUCAUCUGGCCUCACUUGAUAAAAUCAACCAAUCAAAAUCAAGAAAAUGUGUCCUCCGAUAGAAAAACUACAAAAUUCCGAAUACUCGUGAUCGAAUGGAAGGAUAAGCAGGCCGAAAGCAAUUAAUCUUAAUGGAAGAAACUGUCAUUUGUUCUUUUAUACCAGAUCUGUAACUUUUUAUUGUAAAAAAAAUCUUUGACAUUAGGUAGCGAUAUAUGUGACGUUUAAAGGUAAAUACGUCGGUGUUGACAAAAAUCACCGGCAAAUUGUAGGUGAGAGACAACUAUUAAUAUGUCUUAAUUGUGUGAGAGCUUGUGACCAAGCUUUUCUCACUAGGCGUGCACUGACUUUUAUUGACCUUUUCCCUGAUAUUGCAUUAUCGAUUAAUGUUCAUUAAUUAAAUGUUCAAUGACACUGUAGUGCGACUCUGUAUGAGGUUUGUGUCAGGCAAAUAUCAUUUUUGCAAAUAUACGUAGUAUUUUAAGGAAGUUUCUUCAAGCAAUUAAGAAAAGUAACUUUUGAGUUCGCCUGUUAUUUUAAUAUAACUACCUAGGCUGCAAACAGCUUUAAAUGAUACACGUAUUUUUUGACAGAGACUGACUUCAAAAAAAAAUGUCGUUCUUGUCUUACAACUUUCCAUUUGAUUAUGGUCAUCAAAAAACAGUGUAUUUUUGAACAUGAAAGUAAACUUUUGUAAAUGAUAUGCAGGUAACUGACAUUUAUUCGCAUUCUGAAUGUGCUAUGUUUUUUCCUUCCUUUCAAAAACUAUGUUUGAUGGGAAAGAUUGAAUGUUGUUUUAUGUAAGGUAAUUAAGAAGUUGGAGUCAUAGAAGACAUUAAUGUUGUAAAUAGUUGUAUAAAAUCGUCACUAUUGCGGUGACAAUGUACCUUGAUAGUGCAAGAGAAAGGCUUAACAUUGCGACUGUUAGACACAACCGAGACUAUUAAUGUCUCGAGUUUUUGCAAAAACUUCAAGUUUUAUCGUUACAACGUCAUGUUGUUAACAAAUAUAUUUCAUGUUUUAUAUGAAAUUCUCGCCAAAGACACAAAUUACCAAAUUUGUUUACUCAUUGUAAUUUAUCAAUUUUAAUUUAUUCGUUCGAAAUGAUGACGACACGUUUUGAGCGUUAUAUCCAUUCUGUCUGACUUUCAAAUUCAUCUUUUUUUUUAAUUUCAUAUAAUGAAAGUAUGCUGACAAUAUAGCAAAAUAAUUCAUAUGAAUUUUAAACAACAAAUAAUACAUUCAUAAUUAUUCUGGAGCAUAUUUUUUAUUUUAAUUUUUUUAUUAUUAACAUUUUCAUUGUAAUAAACUUGCAGAGAAUAAGGGCUUUGAGAGUUUCCUUUUCCAUGUUUUUAUUACAUUUUUGAUAUUUUAAACGUUUAGGCUGCUGCAAGACAUGAUCUUCAGGCGUCGGGCAUUAAUUUUGAUGAUCUGCUCUUAUAAUAUUACUGUGCUGUCUAUUUAUACAUCAUGAUUUUCUCUUUCAUAAUCGUUCUCUGUCUCUGAUAUGUUGCAUCUUAACCCUUACCCAGCUAAAUCUCUAUAAUGAAUGUGUCCAUCUUUCAGCUGGGACAGUACCAUUAACUGUUUAAAGUGGUGCUUACCAAAAAAGAUACUGACUGAAUGGCGAACAGCGCAGAUCUUGAUCAGACUGCACGGAUGUGCAGGCUGAUAAUGAUCUACACUGGUCACAAAGGCAGAAUAAAUCAUGUCCAGCAUGAUAAGGGUUAACAAACCGAAACAUAUUUUUUAUUAUUUUUUAACUAUUAUUAAUUUAAUGAUAAGGUAUAAACACAUCUCGGGAGGUGUCUGUCUCUUCAUAUCAUAAUAAAUAAUUAAAAAUUAUACUAUCUAAACGACUUGAAUAAUAUAUUUAAUGUGAAACUACUGGUGGUUUCAUGACGGAAACAUUUGCUGUAUUAAACCACGCAGUGAAAUAGUACUUGUUUAUUGAUCUAAAUGUAUACUAAAUACGGCACUAAAUGAAAAACAGAAAUUAUGACCUCCACCUUUCAAAAAUAUCAAUUUCAUAUGGUUAUCUCAUUAAUUGUUUCAUAGUUUCCCCACUUAAACUCUUGUCAAUGUAAAUAAAUAAACAAGUGCUAUGACUUUUUGUUAAUUUUUGUUGUGUGCUGAAUGUCUCUCUACGGUUUUUAUUUAUUAUAAUUGACACAAAAUGUAAUAUUAAAUGUUUGUUUUCAUGCAUGAAUUAUAUCUUAUGUCAUUCCGAAUAUUUUGAAAUUGUUUGAAAUAAAUAUUAUAGGUCAGACAAAUUAACCUGUCGUAGAUCUCUAAGCGAAUUUUCGAGGUAAUCUGAUUGUUUUAUUUAAAAGCAAACAUGAAAGUAAUUUAUUUCCGGAUAUGCAUUUUUAUUUAUAUAAGUUGCGACAUUUGAGACAAAUUAGACAAGUCUUCAAAGAGCAAUUACUUUGGUCGCAUGAAAAAAAGACAACCAAGAAAAUAUUAUAAUUUCUGCCACUGUAAACAGGAUUCAUAAUGUAUAUAAACAACAUAUGACUAACGACAGGUCAGUUUGUAUCACCUAUACACAUGUCUCAUGUUAUAUACUUAUGAUUUUUUUUUCUGACGACAAUAAACGUCUAGACAAAUUAU